Pristis pectinata (smalltooth sawfish) is the source of this 1934-nucleotide messenger RNA. It is a transcript of the gene dtymk, whose product is annotated as deoxythymidylate kinase (thymidylate kinase). The record is from RefSeq and is a predicted model, not a curated record. Gene Ontology annotation, cellular component: mitochondrion; nucleus; cytoplasm. Gene Ontology annotation, biological process: dUDP biosynthetic process; dTDP biosynthetic process; dTTP biosynthetic process. Bases 14 to 805 code for a protein of 263 amino acids. Lineage: Eukaryota; Metazoa; Chordata; Chondrichthyes; Rhinopristiformes; Pristidae. Gene Ontology annotation, molecular function: dTMP kinase activity; ATP binding. The transcript is spliced from 5 exons.
AUGACGACUCUCGAUGUGCGCAGGGUUUCUGAUUAGCCAAUGGCGAUGGACAGUGCUCGGCAAUAGCCCACGGCUCUGCCGUCUCCGAGCGGCAGCUGAUUGGUGCGUCCCGGCAGCAGUCGGGUUUACGCGCCUUAAUGUGUGUGAGUCCCGGCUGUUGGCGCGAAUGGCGGCCAAGCGGGGAGCUCUGAUCGUGCUGGAAGGAAUAGAUCGGGUGGGAAAGAGCACCCAGUGCAAGCGGCUGUACGAGGCCCUGCGGCAGCAAGGACAGACCGUUGAGCUAAUGCGCUUCCCGGAUAGAGGUACUGAAAUUGGGCGCCUGAUCAGCUUAUACCUGGAGAAGAAGUACAACCUGAAUGAUCAUGCUGUGCACUUGCUCUUUGCAGCUAACAGAUGGGAACAAGUGUCACUGAUUAGAAAAAAGUUACUGAAAGGGGUGUCUGUCAUUGUGGAUAGAUAUGCUUUUUCUGGAGUCGCAUUCACAAGUGCAAAAUCAGGUUUCACCCUGGAGUGGUGCAAACAGGCAGACGUUGGUAUUCCAAAACCAGACGUGGUCCUAUUCCUUCAUCUUGAACCCUUGACUGCCAUGAAGCGUGCAGGCUUUGGUACUGAACGCUAUGAAGAUCUUGCCUUUCAAGAGCAGGUGUAUCAGCGGUUUAAAGAGUUGAUGAAAGAUGACAGCCUGAACUGGAAGGUGUUGGAUGCUUCUCAAAGUAUUGAAGUCUUGCAUCAGGAGGUAAUAUCCAACGUGGAGAAAACUAUAGAGAAAGCUGUGGAGGAGCCAAUCGGAGAACUCUGGAAGUAAGAUCCUUUCUGCAGAGAUAAUGAGACAUUUGGCUCAUGGAGACUGUUAAUCUUUUCACCAUAUGAAGUAUUCAGCUCUAGUUUACGGGCAUCUCCCUGUGCAUUCUCCUGAAUGUUGCUAUGGAAAGAUUUGAUCCACAACUUGGCCACUUUGUUUCAUUGAAUAUGACAGUCCAGUACCUCUUUCUGAAAAUCACAGUGAUCCUUAAUAAUCACAAGUCUUUGGUUUUGAUUUCUCCCUUAUGCUCUCCUACCUAUGAACUGUUAAACAGCUCUCCUGCCCCAGGGAUAUAGAUUCAUUCUUUGUACACUUUUGAUCCCAGACAAUAAAUGCAGGUAGGAGAUGCAAGAGACAGCAGAUGCUGGAAAUCUGGACCAACAUACAAAGGGGCUGGAGGAACUCAGCGGGUCGGGCAACAUCUAUGGAGGGAAAUGGACAGUUGAUGUUUUGUGUUGGGACCCUUCAUCUGGAUUGGCAAAAAGGAGGGGAGAUAGUCCGUAUGAAAGGGUGGGGGGAAGGGGUGGAGCAAGAGCUGGCAGGUGAUGUGUGGAUCCAGGUGGGGGAGGGGGAGGAAUGGGAAUGAAGUGAGAAGCUGGGAGGUGAUAGUUGUAAGUAACAAAGAUCUGAAGAUGGUGGAAUCUGAUAGGAGAGGACAGUGGGCCAUGGAAUAAAGGGGAGGGGAACCAGAGGGAGGAAUGUGUAGGUGAUGGGCAGAUUGAGAGGAUGGGGGAGGGGAAAGAGAUGGGGCAAUGGUGGCCAAUGGGAAAAGGGGGGACAGAGGAGUGGUUACAGGGGGUUAGAGAAAUCGAUGCUCCUGUCAUUAGGUUGGAGACUACCAAGGCAGAAUGAGGUGCUGUUCUUCUAAUCUGUGUAGCAUCAACGUGGCAGUGGAGGAGGCUGUAGGCAGCUGUGUUGAUGUGGGAAUGGAAAGUGGAAUUAACAUGGCUGGCCACUGGGAUGUAGAGGAGGCUGCACAAGAUGCAAUAAAUGACACCGAUGGAUUCACAUUUGAAGAACUGCCUCACCUGGAAGGACUGUGUUACAUAUGCAUGGAGCAAGAACAACAACAGCGUGGUAGAAUAAACGUCUUAUUCACAUUAACCAAAAUAAAGAAACUGAGCAACUUACA